CAGACCUUACUAUCUCAAAGGCAGAGCAGCCCAGUGUGACAUGAGUAGCAUUUCUGACUUUGUACAUUAUACUACUGUAUGACUGGGUGCAUAUGCUGAUACACAAAGCUCCCAUAAGUGUGCAACACUCCACCUCUGGAUCAGAUCAUUGUACAGCAGGACAGCAGCAGAACUUUCUGGCCCAGUCAUUCAUUUGUUGUGCCAACAUCUGCUCAUUGCCACUGACUUUGGACUGAAUCAGCACCCAACUGGACAUGAUGCUCCUGCAUUUGGGAGGGGCCAAGAGGAUCCUGGUCAUCAGGAGGGUGGGUCUGUUCUGUCGUUCUGCCCACUUGUCUCCCCAAUGUCUGGAGUACCAACCAAUCAAAAAGGUCAUGGUGGCAAACAGAGGUGAAAUAGCCACCCGGGUGUUUCGGGCAUGCACAGAGCUGGGGAUCCGGACAGUGGCUGUAUAUUCAGAGCAAGACACAGGACAGAUGCACAGGCAGAAAGCAGACGAGGCAUACCUGAUUGGCAAAGGCCUGUCUCCUGUUGCAGCCUACCUCCAUAUCCCUGACAUUAUCAAAGUGGCUAAGGAAAAUAAUGUGGAUGCAAUCCACCCUGGUUAUGGGUUUUUAUCAGAGCGUGCAGACUUUGCCCAAGCCUGUGCCGAUGCAGGGGUGAGAUUCAUUGGUCCUUCCCCAGAGGUUGUGCGCAAGAUGGGGGACAAAGUGGAAGCCCGUGCCCUGGCCAUACAAGCAGGUGUCCCAGUGGUUUCAGGGACAGACUCUCCCAUCUCCUCUCUGCAAGAGGCUCGGGAGUUUGCUAAAAUAUACGACUUUCCCAUCAUCUUCAAAGCUGCAUAUGGAGGAGGAGGCCGUGGCAUGAGGGUGGUCAGAGAUUAUGAGGAAUUAGAGGAGAAUUAUCAGAGAGCUUACUCAGAGGCUCUGGCUGCAUUUGGCAAUGGUGCUCUCUUUGUUGAAAAGUUCAUUGAGAAACCACGACACAUUGAAGUGCAAAUUCUUGGUGAUAAAUACGGAAACGUUAUUCAUCUGUAUGAGAGGGACUGCUCUAUCCAGAGAAGACAUCAGAAAGUUGUGGAGAUCGCUCCUGCUGCUCAGCUAGAUCCUCAGAUCAGAGACAGUCUGACCUCUGACUCGGUCAUCUUGGCUAAGCAGGUGGGCUAUGAGAACGCUGGCACAGUGGAGUUCCUGGUUGACAAACAUGGAAAGCACUACUUCAUCGAGGUCAACUCCCGCCUACAGGUGGAACAUACUGUUACUGAGGAGAUAACUGAUGUGGAUUUGGUUCAUGCCCAGCUGCGUAUAUGUGAGGGCCGCAGUCUUCCUGAGCUGGGUCUUGGACAAGACAAGAUUCGCAUCAAUGGCUGUGCCAUUCAGUGCCGGGUCACCACAGAAGACCCCUCCCGUGGUUUUCAACCAGACACAGGUCGCAUAGAGGUGUUUCGCAGUGGAGAAGGAAUGGGCAUUCGUCUGGACAGUGCCUCUGCUUUUCAGGGGGCCGUCAUUUCCCCUCAUUAUGACUCGCUGCUGGUUAAAGUCAUAGCCAGUGGCAAGGACCUCCCCACCGCUGCAACCAAAAUGCACAGGGCGCUCACAGAGUUCAGAGUCCGUGGUGUUAAGACUAAUAUCCCCUUCCUACAGAAUGUAUUGAGUAAUAGCCAGUUCCUCUACCGCACAGUAGACACCCAGUUCAUUGAUGAGAACCAGGAGUUGUUCAACCUAAAACCAACACAGAACAGAGCUCAGAAACUACUGCACUAUCUGGGUCACAUAAUGGUAAAUGGGCCCAUGACUCCUAUUCCAGUAAAAUGCAAACCUUCAUCCAUUGAUCCAGUCGUUCCUCCUGUUCCUCUGGGUGAGCCACCCAUGGGCUUCCGUGAGGUCCUGUUGAAGGAGGGUCCUGAGGGUUUCGCACGGGCAGCUCGAAAGCACCAGGGUCUACUACUGAUGGACACCACCUUCAGAGAUGCCCACCAGUCCCUACUGGCCACUCGCGUCAGGACACAUGACCUCAAGAAGAUCGCUCCCUUCGUGACCCACAACUUCAAUAAUCUCUUUAGCCUGGAGAACUGGGGAGGAGCUACAUUUGAUGUAGCAAUGCGUUUUCUGUGGGAGUGUCCAUGGAAGAGACUCCAAGAGCUCAGAGCUCUGAUACCCAACGUCCCAUUUCAAAUGCUUCUACGUGGAGCCAAUGCUGUGGGAUAUACCAACUACCCUGAUAAUGCUGUGUUCAAAUUCUGUGAGGUAGCCAAAGAGAAUGGCAUGGAUAUCUUUCGUGUUUUUGACUCUCUGAAUUACAUUCCCAACAUGCUUUUGGGUAUGGAAGCAGCAGGCUCAGCAGGGGGCGUGGUGGAGGCUGCCAUUUCUUACACUGGGGAUGUUUCUGACCCCAUGAGACAGAAAUACUCACUGGAGUAUUAUCUGGAGCUGGCCAAUGAGUUGGUCAAGGCUGGAACACACAUAUUGGCCAUUAAGGAUAUGGCUGGCCUGCUGAAGCCUGAAGCAAGCCGCUUACUGAUCGGAGCAUUACGGGACCGUUUUCCAGAUGUCCCCAUCCAUGUUCACUCUCAUGACACGGCUGGCGCAGGCGUGGCAGCUAUGCUAGCCUGUGCGGAAGCAGGCGCUGAUAUAGUAGAUGUAGCGGUAGACUCAAUGGCCGGCAUGACCUCACAACCAAGCAUGGGUGCCAUUGUAGCUUGCACCAAAGGAACCAAACUUGAUACUGGUGUUUCUCUGGACAAGGUCUUUGACUACAGCGAGUACUGGGAAGUGGCUCGUGGUCUGUAUGCACCCUUCGACUGCACUGCCACCAUGAAGUCUGGUAAUGCAGAUGUUUAUGAAAAUGAGAUCCCAGGGGGCCAGUACACCAACCUUCACUUCCAGGCCCACAGCAUGGGCCUCGGUAACAAGUUCAAAGAGGUGAAGAAAGCUUACGCUGAAGCCAACAAACUGCUGGGGGAUCUCAUUAAAGUGACCCCCUCCUCUAAGAUUGUGGGUGAUCUGGCUCAGUUUAUGGUUCAGAACUCUCUUUCUAGGGCUGAAGUGGAAGAGAGAGCAGAUGAGCUCUCCUUCCCUCUUUCUGUUGUGGAGUUCCUACAAGGACAUAUUGGAAUACCACACGGAGACUUUCCUGAGCCCUUCAGGUCAAAGGUGUUGAAGUCUUUACCACGAAUUGAAGGACGUCCAGGGGCUUCACUUCCACCAAUGGAUUUCAAGGCUCUUGAGUCUGGUCUGCGAACUGCACAUGGUAGUGACAUCACCCCUGAAGAUGUGAUGUCGUCAGCCAUGUACCCUAAGGUCUUCCAAGAAUUCAAAGAGUUCACAUCAAGCUUUGGUCCUGUGGACUGCCUUAGUACUCGCCUGUUUCUGGAUGGCCCCAAAAUCGCAGAGGAGUUUCAGGUUGAGUUGGAGAGAGGGAAAACGUUGCAUAUCAAAGCCUUGGCUUUGGGUGACUUGAACAAGUCUGGUCAGAGAGAGGUGUUUUUUGAACUCAAUGGCCAGCUGCGUUCUGUCUUGGUCAAGGAUACAGCUGCAAUGAAGGAGAUGCACUUCCACCCUAAAGCCUUGAAAGAUGUUCGGGGACAGGUUGGAGCUCCCAUGCCCGGUAAAGUGGUGGAAGUAAAGGUGAAGCAGGGUCAGAAGGUGGAGAAAGGUCAGCCGCUCUGCGUCCUCAGCGCCAUGAAAAUGGAGACAGUUGUGAACUCACCUCUCUCAGGCAUCAUAUCCAAGGUGUACGUUAAAACAGACAGCAGCUUGGAAGGAGAUGAUCUUAUUCUGGAAAUAUCUGAGUGAAGUUAAAAGGUAACAGAGGCUAGAUGUUGAAGAUGAAAGAGAAAGGGAAGGCAGAGCUAAGCAUAGCAAAGAACAGGUAGGAUUUAAUUUGUUUUUACUUUAUAAAUUAGUGAUCUUGUAUAAAUUGGUGAACUGAAGGUCAUUGCUAAAGUUUUUAGAUUAUUACAUUUUCCAAAUCUUUGAGUGUCUUACUGAGUUUAAAUAUUUCAGUUGUUAUUUGAUUCAAAGAAUAGAAGUUUAUAUGUGAAGUGGUGAUAGCCUGUAACCAGAAACUACAGAAGCCGUUAUGAUUCAUUCUUUGGUAUUCAGUCUUAGAUCUGUUAAUACACUGAGGACAGUGUUCGACUCCCACAAGUGUCUUAUGAAUUUAGACCUAUGACUUAAAGCCUCACAGCCACACAUGACAGCUAUAUACAAAGUCUUUUUAGUAUUAUUGUUUUAUAAUUGAAUAAAUAAUUUAUACAAAUUAGCAAGAUUCAUUAUGGAUUCUGAUGACAAUCUGAUGAAUUUAUUUAACAGGGUGUGCCAACGAGUGUGUAUGUUUGUGUGUUUGAGAUACAGACAAUGUUCAGUUUCUGUACAAGGUUUUAAGUGGAACAGCAGUUUCGUAUUAAUGUUAUGUCAGUUGAGCAUAAAAUCAAUUUAAAAAGGUCUAAAAUACACUGCCUGGCAAAAAAAAAAAAGUUGCCGUUUUGAUUGAAAUAAUGGUUUUGAU
Myxocyprinus asiaticus (Chinese sucker) is the source of this 4509-nucleotide messenger RNA. RefSeq names its product pyruvate carboxylase, mitochondrial-like. The coding region runs from base 255 to 3794 and encodes 1179 amino acids. The record is from RefSeq and is a predicted model, not a curated record. Gene Ontology annotation, molecular function: ATP binding; pyruvate carboxylase activity; metal ion binding. Gene Ontology annotation, biological process: pyruvate metabolic process; gluconeogenesis. The transcript is spliced from 21 exons. NCBI's taxonomy places the organism in Eukaryota, Metazoa, Chordata, Actinopteri, Cypriniformes, Catostomidae. Gene Ontology annotation, cellular component: cytoplasm.